Messenger RNA from Dipodomys ordii (Ord's kangaroo rat), 823 nucleotides. RefSeq names its product LY6/PLAUR domain containing 3 (gene Lypd3). Gene Ontology annotation, cellular component: plasma membrane. The coding region runs from base 8 to 823 and encodes 271 amino acids. The transcript is spliced from 6 exons. NCBI's taxonomy places the organism in Eukaryota, Metazoa, Chordata, Mammalia, Rodentia, Heteromyidae. The record is from RefSeq and is a predicted model, not a curated record.
CGCAGCCAUGCUCCCCGCCAGGAAGGCGCAGGUCCCGGCUGCCACCCGAGGCGCAGGCCGGCGGCCGCUGCUGCUGCUGCUGCUGCUGCUGCUGCUCCACCAAGGAGCCCAGGCGCUGGAGUGCUACAGCUGCGUGCAGAAGGCCGACGACGGCUGCGCGCCGCACAGGAUGAAGGCGGUGAAGUGCCCGCCCGGCGUGGAAGUCUGCACCGAGGCCGUGGGGGCGGUGGAGACCAUUCACGGGCAGUUCUCAGUGGCAGUGAGGGGCUGCGGUUCGGGACUCCCCGGCAAGAAUGACCGCGGACUGGACCUUCACGGGCUCCUGGCCUUCAUCCAGCUGCAGCAGUGUGCCCAGGACCGAUGCAACGCCAAGCUCAACCUCACCUCUCGCGGGCUAACCCCUGCAGGCAACGAGAGCGCCUACGAGCCCAACGGGGUCGAGUGCUACAGCUGCGUGGGGCUCAGCCGGGAGCAGUGCCGGGGCUCGGCGCCCCCCGUCGUGAGCUGCUACAACGCCAGCGACCGCGCCUACACGGGCUGCUUCGACGGCAACGUCACCUUGACGGCAGCGAAUGUGACGGUGUCUCUGCCGGUGCGGGGCUGCGUGCAGGACGAGGAGUGCACGCGGGAUGGGGUGACGGGCCCGGGGUUCACCCUCAGCGGCUCCUGCUGCCAGGGCCCGCGCUGUAACUCCGACCUCCGCAACAAGACCUACUUCUCCGCCCGGAUCCCCCCGCUCGUGCUGCUGCCCGCCUCGACCUCCGCCGCGCCGGCGCCGACCACCUAUGAUGACAAGCACACAUCAACAUUCCCAACUUUUUGA